AUGUCUCCCAACAAGACUAACAAUGGCGUCGGCGUCCAGGUCGAGGACACCAAAAUAUGCGUCGUCAUGGUUGGUCUCCCCGCCCGAGGCAAGAGCUACAUUGCCCAGAUAGCGCAGCGCUAUCUGCAAUGGCUCUCCAUCCCUGCCCAGACGUUCAACGUAGGCAAUUACCGUCGCAAUGACGCGCCCCAGCCCACGGCCGACUUCUUCGACACCAACAACGCAGAGGGCGAGCGGAAGCGUCGCCAGGCCGCCGAGGCCGCCGUCGCCGACAUGCUCUCCUGGUUCCGCACCGGCGGCGUCGUCGCCAUCUUCGAUGCCACGAAUUCCACAAAGGAACGGCGCAAGUGGGUGUCGGACACGUGCGCCGCCCACGGCAUCGAGGUGCUCUUCGUCGAGAGCAAGUGCGACGACGAAGCCCUCAUCAUGGCCAACAUCCGCGACGUCAAGACGACGAGCCCCGACUAUCGCGGCCAGGAUCCCGAAGAUGCCGCCCAGGACUUCCGCAACCGCAUCCGAAAUUACGAAAAGAUUUACAAGUCCAUCGAUGAGGACGGCGACGAGGACGGCUACACCUACCUCAAGAUUAUGGACAUUGGCAAGCAGGUCAUCAUCAACCGUAUCCAAGACUACCUCCAGAGCCGAAUCGUCUACUACCUCAUGAACCUCCACAUUCGUCCGCGCUCCGUCUGGCUCUCAAGGCACGGCGAGUCCAUGUACAAUCUCGACGGCAGGAUCGGCGGAGAUACGCUCCUGUCGACGCGAGGUCAACUCUACGCCAAGAAGCUUCCCCAGCUGGUUCGGGAAUCCGUCGGGGACGACCGACCCCUGACCGUGUGGACGUCGACGCUCAAGCGCACCAUCGCCACGGCGCGCUUUCUCCCGCCCACCUACAACCAGCUGCAGUGGAAGGCCCUCGACGAGCUCGACUCGGGCGUCUGCGACGGUUUGACGUACCAGGAGAUCAAGGACCGGUACCCCGAAGACUUUGCCGCCCGCGACGAGGACAAGUACAACUACCGGUACCGCGGCGGCGAGUCCUACCGUGAUGUUGUCAUUCGCCUCGAACCCAUAAUUAUGGAGCUGGAGCGUAGCGAGAAUAUCCUCAUCGUCACCCACCAGGCGGUCCUGCGCUGCAUCUACGCCUACUUCAUGAAGAAGGACCAAGCCCAGAGCCCCUGGAUGAACAUUCCUCUGCACACCCUCAUCAAGCUGACGCCGAGGGCCUACGGCACCGAGGAGGUGCGAUACGAGGCGAAUAUUCCUGCCGUGAGCACCUGGCGCGGCAAGGGCAGCACGGCCAAACACGAGAAUCCUACUCUCGGGACCCUGCGAGCGGGAGGACGAUGGCAUCCGCGUGAUGGGCACGAGGGCAACACAGUUGAGAAGCAAAGGCCGCGCCACUGCCGUCCGACAGGAGCGCGAAUCCAUUUUGUGGCACCACUUUGUGCAAUGUUGCUGCGAGUUCUGCAAACGCUAGCGAGCGAGCUGGCCCUCGUCCCUCAUGAUAGCCGGCGUCUGAUUUCGACUCGAGUGCUUGGGCGUCAAGGUGAAGGAUCCAAUGGUGCGAUUGCGCUGCAACCUCACGAACUCUGCGUGGCUGCCGAGCAACUGCCAAGCACCUGUUCAACCUACCAUGAAUCGCACGUCUCCCCCGAGGCCGCAAAAGACUGUCUUCUUCCUUCUCGCCCAGAGCCCCUAGUUCCUUUGUAUCCGACUUGGCUUUUUCAACAACUGCAGCGAUUCUGCAAGCUGCUUCAGGAACCAAAGCUGAUUCCAGAUCAACACCGGGUGAUUUUGCAACCGAUUGCGACUUCGACGAGCCUCGAAACAAGUUCAUUCAGCAUGUCAAACUGCUUUCAGCUGCCCGUCUUUGCGUUCCAGACGCCAGCCGCACCUUCAACGGCGCCGUGCUACAAUCAAUCUUAUUACUAUCUUUACAACGCUCCGAUGCAUGGCACAACGUACCGACGACCUCGACAGACAGAGUAUGUCACUCAGCAGCCCGCCGAGACAUGGCUCCCAUCUCCCGCGAUGAUGCCAGUCUCGUACGUGCCCAUGUCAGCUCCGCCAACGUCGUACGUGCAAACGAUGGCCGCCUGUCCUUCCUUUCCGCCGCCACAGCUCACGACAACAUACCUCAUCGCGGCGCCAUCCAAUCUUGUUCCGCUUCCGCUUCCGCUUCCUCCCCCACCAACAGCGACCGAACUCUCGCAGGGCGCUAUCUCGACGCCAUCGGGGGUGGCCGUUGCAGGAGCCAACGUCUCCUCCCCCCCCUACCGCAUGACCAUCCGGGUAGUCUUUUAUGGCCGGACGACAGCACCGGGUAGUGCGCUUUGGGUUCGCGUAUGUGACGGAGUCUACUGCGAAGGUCCGCCGAGCGCGGCCCGUCUACGUGCCGAUGCCGCCAUCUUCGCCGAGCAGCACGGCCUGCCUGACCCCACGAGGGAGCAGAUGACGCUGUACAUCAUGGUAUCUGGUACCGCGGGGGCGGGAGCCGUGACCCGGCCGCGCGCCACGCUCAGCAUUCUUGCCGCCGCAGGGCCCGUCGGCUCGCACCUCGUCGACCGAAUCGUGCGUCUGGGAGGUGCCGGCGCCGGUGCCGACGUGCGUGAUGCUCUGCGCGACGUGCGUGCCCGCCGCAAAGCCGUCUUUCUACUCGUCGACAUGACGCCGUGUAACGAUGACAGCAACAGUGACGCCCACAGUGGUGGCCCGGAGAAGAGCGCCGUCAUCCCCGUCGCGGAGGGCGGCGAGAGCGGCGACGAAGUUGUCAUCGAAGUUUCCCGCCACGACGACGGCGAGCACGACGAGAAUCCCACGUCGGGUGGCGGUGGUGUUGGACACCAUGGUGACGGCAAUGACGGGGGGGAUGGUUGUGCUGCCAACCCCGAUGUCAUGGAAGGAGUAGCUCACCAGCCGGAGAACCGUGUAGACCAAGAGUCGCAGCUCGCUAAUGCCGUCGGUGGUGGUGGUAAUGGCGAGGGAGUCGGUGGUGCCGUCAACUCCGAUGCCGUCAUAGAUGGAGCAGCUCACGAGCCGGAGAGCCGUGUUGACGAAGAGCCGCAGCUCUCCAACGCCGUUGGUGGCGAGCCAGAUCACGAAACGGAGGCCGAGCAGGCGCCAGUGGCGGGAGACGAUGCCAAUGCCAGUGCCGACGCCGAAGCACCUCAUCCAGAGGCGGAGGAGAUGGAGCCGGAUGCGCGAGUGCAACCCGCCGAGGGGCAGAAUGCAGCUUCCCCUGACAAUGCUGUCAAUGACCAUGACGCCCUUCCCGGAGACGAUGGCCAGACCAAUGGCAACGAGAAUGAGCCCACACCCGCAGCCUGA
Molecule: messenger RNA, 3330 nt
Organism: Drechmeria coniospora
Lineage: Eukaryota; Fungi; Ascomycota; Sordariomycetes; Hypocreales; Ophiocordycipitaceae
Product: fructose-2,6-bisphosphatase
Exons: 5
Coding region: 1-3330 (1109 amino acids)
Biological process (GO): fructose metabolic process; fructose 2,6-bisphosphate metabolic process
Cellular component (GO): cytosol
Molecular function (GO): 6-phosphofructo-2-kinase activity; ATP binding; fructose-2,6-bisphosphate 2-phosphatase activity
Source: RefSeq, a predicted model, not a curated record